UCUACCACUCUGUCCUUUUCCAGCCCAGGCCGUGUGGCAAGCAGACCUGCAGCCACUUUCUCUCCUUUUUUCUUCCAAGUCCCAUUUCAAGACAGGCGAGCAUGGAUCCCAAUGCAUUAAAGGAGGAACUCCGGCUCUUCCAGAGCACCUUGCUGCAGGACGGAUUGAAGGAACUUCUUAAUGAAAACAAGUUUGUGGACUGCACUUUGAAAAUCGGUGAUCGCAGUUUUCCCUGUCACCGCCUGAUCAUGGCCGCCUGCAGCCCUUACUUCCGAGAGCUGUUCUUUUCCGAAGAUGGUAAGGAGAAGGAAAUCGGCAAGGAGGUGGUCGUUGACGAUGUCGAUCCCAACAUUAUGGAUAUGAUCAUUCAGUAUCUGUACUCUGCUGAGAUCGACUUGACGGACGACAACGUUCAGGAGAUAUUCGCCGUGGCGAAUCGUUUCCAGAUCCCCUCUGUGUUUACAGUAUGUGUGAACUAUCUCCAAAAGAAGCUGUCGUUGGCCAACUGUCUUGCCGUCUUCAGGCUCGGCCUGGUCCUCGGCGUUCCCAGGCUUGCCAUAGCGGCGCGUGAUUACAUCGCGGACCACUUUGAAACUGUGGCUGCUGAGGAGGAGUUCCUUCAACUGGCGACCCAUGAGCUCUUGGCCCUGAUCGGUGGAGACACGCUCAACGUGGAAAAGGAGGAACUCGUGUUCGAGACAGUGAUGAAGUGGGUGCGCAGCGACAAAGCGAAGCGAGCCAAGAGUCUGGGCGAGGUAUUCGAGUGCAUCCGCUUCCGUCUGCUGCCGGAGAAGUACUUUCGGGAGAAGGUCGAAACCGACGACAUCAUCAAGGCUGAUCCGGAACUCGCGAAGAAGUUGCAGGUCAUCAAAGAUGCCUACAAAGGAAAACUCCCAGAGGUGAAGAAGAAGGAGAAAAAGGAAGGAGAGGAAGAAGAGGAGGAGAUGUUGCCAGGUUUCCUCAACGAUAAUCGUCGAUUGGGGAUGUACGGACGAGACCUGAUCCUCAUGAUCAAUGACACGGCUGCCGUGGGGUACGAUGUGGCUGAGAACGAGUGUUUUCUGGCUGCCAUGUCAGAACAGAUCCCAAAGAACCACGUGAGUCUCUGCAACAAGAAGAACCAACUUUUUAUCGUUGGAGGCCUGUUUGUCGAUGAAGAGAACAAGGAUGCUCCACUGCAGUGUUACUUCUACCAGCUGGACAGUAUUGCCGGCGAGUGGAGAGCAAUGCCGCCCAUGCCCAGUCCCCGAUGCUUGUUCAAUCUGGGCGAAUGUGAAAACCUGUUAUUUGCCAUCGCCGGCAAAGACCUGCAGACCAACGAGUCUCUGGACUCGGUCAUGUGUUACGACACUGAAAAGAUGAAAUGGAGUGAGACCAAGAAACUUCCUCUGCGUAUUCACGGCCACGCUGUGGUCUCGCAUAACAAACUGGUGUACUGCAUUGGAGGAAAGACAGAUGAUAACAAAGCUAUCAAUAAAAUGUUUGUGUACAACCACAAGCAGUCAGAAUGGAGGGAACUAGCGGCUAUGAAAACGGCCAGAGCGAUGUUUGGAGCUGCAGUUCACAAUGGAAAGAUUAUCGUAACUGGAGGAAUGAAUGAAGAAGGGCUUACGGCUACAUCUGAGGUCUACGAUUUUGGAACAAACAAGUGGGAUACAUUUGCAGAUUUUCCCCAGGAGCGCAGCUCUGUCAAUCUGGUAAGCACUGGAGGAAACCUGUAUGCAGUUGGAGGCUUCGCUAUUGUGGAACUGGAGGACAAAACCAUCGGACCCUCUGAGAUCACAGACAUCUGGCAGUAUGAAGAGGACAAGAAGACGUGGAGCGGUAUGCUGAGAGAGAUGCGCUAUGCCUCCGGUUCCUCCUGCGUUGGCAUGCGCUUAAACGCUGCCAGGAUGCCCAAACUCUAAAGAACACCACUCUUUCCCCAAAUGUGACCGCAUUUGGCUGUUUGACCUUUGACCUCCACACACACCUGUCUGUGUCAUUUUACGCUAGUCUAAAAUGAGGAGCUAUUACAAGAGCAAAAGGGAACUAAAACUGUGUCAUUAAAGUGUAAAAAUAGAAGAUGGAUUCCUGUAGUGACUUUUAUUUGACAUUUAAAAUGUAAUACCGCUGUUAUGAAAUGUGAAAAUGUGUGUAUGCGAGCGUGAAUCAUUUAUCCUUUAACCCCAAGCAGAUUUCUAAAGCAUGUAAGUAAGGACAGGUGCAUUUCUGCAUUGUUAGUAUAAUGCUAAGAUUGAUCUCUAGUACAGAAAACAAUGUUAUGUAUGUGCAAUUUUUUUUGUAAAAUAAAUGUUUUUAAACCAUA
Messenger RNA from Paramisgurnus dabryanus, 2308 nucleotides. RefSeq names its product kelch-like family member 41b (gene klhl41b). NCBI's taxonomy places the organism in Eukaryota, Metazoa, Chordata, Actinopteri, Cypriniformes, Cobitidae. The record is from RefSeq and is a predicted model, not a curated record. Gene Ontology annotation, molecular function: protein binding.